Molecule: messenger RNA, 4330 nt
Organism: Bombus impatiens (common eastern bumble bee)
Lineage: Eukaryota; Metazoa; Arthropoda; Insecta; Hymenoptera; Apidae
Product: ubiquitin-protein ligase E3C
Exons: 5
Coding region: 489-3677 (1062 amino acids)
Biological process (GO): protein polyubiquitination; ubiquitin-dependent protein catabolic process
Molecular function (GO): ubiquitin protein ligase activity; protein binding
Source: RefSeq, a predicted model, not a curated record
AUUGCACGCAAAACCUGCAUAUACACACGCGCAGGCGUAUAUAAUAUCUACGAUUUUCAACAUGUCGGUGAAAUAAAAUAUGGCGAGUAUUUGAUGACUAGACGUAUACGUACGAUCUGGUGCUAGUUGCUUUUUGCUGACAUUUUCACAAAAUAAAUGUUCUUCUGAGAAUAUGCCCAUAGUUUAAUUUUCAACGUAAAUUGUACCGCAAUAUAAAUCGAGAAAAGUAGUAAUUAUUGUACAUCUUAACCUUAUAGAGCAAAAAAAUUUUUAACUCUAUAUAAAUUAGAAUUUUGAACAAAACCGGCGAUGCCGUUAAUUUUGAAAUCACAUUAACUAUUGUCGAGAAUACAAAGAUAAAUGACAAUAUUUUUCAAUUAUUAAGAAAUGAUACUUUUCUGCAAAAUAUUUAUGUUUGGAAUACAUCAGAAAGUGAAUCAUUGAGUAAAACUGUCAUCAACUUUGCCACAUUAAGGAAUAGGAAUGUUAUGCUAUUAAAAAGAAAUCGAAACAUCAUGUACAGUUUUGAAGGAGAUUACAGACGUAAACCACAGCAAAAUUUAGCAGGUGCAAGUAGAAGAGAUGAGAAGUCAGUUCUGUUGCAGCAUGCACAGUUAGAACGUUUAAAACGAGAACAACAGCGUAAAAGACAUAAUGCAGCACUGAAGAUUCAGGCACUUAUACGUGGUUUCAUAGUAAGGAAGCAUAUGAAAAUAAUUAAACGAAAAGAAUUUGACGAAGAGCAACAAAUAAGUAGUCGUAGAAAUUUAAAUUUAGAUGAGUUAACAAUAUAUUUCCAAAAGUUAUUGUUCUUUUAUAAUCACACCUUGGAUGCUAGCAGACUAGUUUGGAUACUUCAACAUUUUUUGAAACACCAACAAGAAAUCAAACAGAAAUGCGUGAAUUGUUCAGAAUGGUUAUGGAGAUUAAGAUGGAUUCUUCGCAUGUGUAUGCAACAUAACUCAGAAGCUUUAAUGAAUGGAGCUUAUUCAUUGGCUAUACCAUUAAGAGCAUUAGAAACAUUUACAAGUCGAGAAGAUGCAGAAAAAGUCCUACAUGAAAAUAGUUAUAAAUAUCUAGGAAAUAUCUUUAUUUAUUUGAUAAAACAUAAAUAUUUUGAUCAAUUAAGAAAAUUAAUAGAUAAUAAAGUCCCAUCUAUGUUAGAACCAACCUCUGUUGCACCAACACCAAUUUCAAAAUGUUUACUGGACAUGAUUAAACGACCAUUAGAUUUAAUUUCUUUUUUAGAACAUGAAGACAAUUUUUCUAUGCUUGUUUUACAAGAACUUUGUAAAAGUAUAUUAUCUUCUAAAAUAUCUGAUCCAAUACGAAUGUUUAUCAUUCCAUCCUUAUCCGAAUUUAUAGAGUUUCCAUAUAAUCAACUAAUAAAAUGUAUCGAUAGAAUUGAACUAGAACCAACAAUAAGUUUACUUUAUUCCAUUUUAUCUCUGGAAUCAAAUCGAAUUUCCACAUGCAAAUCUAAAGAUGUUGUUAUUACUUAUUUACAAGUUCUUGCAUCUAUGAGUUCAACUAUAAUACCAUUAACUGUCGAAGAAAAUAUAGAACAAGGAAGUGAUUCGGACUCUGAAUCUACUGCAAAUAUGAUUGAUCAGGAUCAAGCCGAUAUUUUACACGAAUGUAUAGAAAUGCUAAAUGAAGAGCAACGUGUUCAAGGAAUACUCUUAGCGGUAGAUCGAAGCAAAGAUCCAGCUGUAUUGCAACCAUUGUGCCAACUCUGUCAUCAUUUGCUAAUUACUGACAAAUUAGCCAUUCAUAAGUAUAAACUAUUAUAUAUGCUCGCUUUUAAGCCAGCAUUUUUAAAGAAUUUAUGGUCUGCUCUAUUAUCGGCUUGUCAAAUGUCCCUAUUUGGUGGAGCAACCCCUCUCUUACAAAUCAUAUCACGGGGAAUUGGUCUUUCUACGGAAGAUACGAAAAAAAUAGUUCCACUGUUAGCUGUAUUUUGUUCACUAUUUAGUUUACUUAUAGCAACGUUACACGACACGGAAUUUUUCAUUCAAGAUCAAUCUUUAGACAUUAACGGACAACAAACGAUGCCGUUUACUACUUCAGAACUGGUAUUGCUGUCAAGUCAUUUAAAAGGCGUUUGCUUAGGUUUAGUAGAGCUUGCAUUUCCCGAUAGUCGGCCCACCGUACGAGACGAUUAUAAGAGAGCUGUUCUUGGUCCGUCAUGUUCUCUACAAAACCAACAGGACACGCAAAUGUGGACGCAUUUGUUCAAAGUAACAGUCGGCUUAUUACGCCAGCUGCAUAUGCGAGACUUAAGACGGCAAUUUUGUCCAGAAGGGCACUGGAUAGCUUCGAAUAUUGUAAUACCAAUUGAUAAACCUCAAGAUUUCACAUUUCGCAGACGUAGAUUGAGAGGGUAUAUUCCCUUUCAAGGAUUACGAGUGUUCACCCGAGAAGACUUAGAAGAAGGGCCACCUCUUUCCGCAAAAGAAGUUCGAACGUUGACACUCCUUCGCGAAAUACCAUUUGUUGUGCCGUUUAAUAAUCGAGUAGUGGCAUUUCAAUCGUUGAUUUAUCGAGAUAAAACGGAACAACAAGGUGAACUGACGCACUUCAUGCAAGGACCGUCGAUACAAAUAUCGGUAAGAAGAAACUACCUCUACGAGGAUGCGUUUGAGAAAUUGUCACCGGAAAAUGAGCCAGAAUUGCGAUUAAAAAUGCGUGUACAGCUUUUUAAUACAGCUGGUUUAGAAGAAGCUGGUGUAGACGGUGGUGGUCUGUUUAGAGAAUUUUUAUCGGAAUUGUUAAAAACAAGCUUCGACCCUAACAGAGGCUUUUUCAGGCUUACCAAGGAUAAUAUGCUGUAUCCAAAUCCUACAGUACAAUUAUUGGUUGACGAUUUCCCGAAGCAUUAUUAUUUUAUCGGUAGAAUUCUUGGAAAAGCUUUGUACGAGAAUUUAUUAGUCGAACUUCCGUUCGCAGAAUUUUUUCUAUCAAAGAUCGUUGGACGUCAGUCAGACGUCGAUGUUCAUCAUUUAGCUUCCUUAGAUCCGAUUAUGUAUAGGAACCUUUUGUACCUAAAAAGUUACAAAGGCGAUGUUACGGAUCUUGGUUUGGAUUUCACUGUAUUAUCGGAUGAACUCGGUGAAAGACGAAUCGAUGAAUUAAAACCAGGCGGUGCUAAUAUUCCUGUUACAAAUCAUAAUCGUAUCGAAUAUAUUCAUUUGAUGGCCGAUUAUAAGUUAAAUAAGCAGAUUAGAGCGCAAUGUUAUGCAUUCAAACAAGGUAUAGGUAGUGUGAUUCCCUUGGAUUGGCUUCAAAUGUUUAAUAAUAAGGAGCUGCAGGUUUUGAUAUCGGGUGCACAAAUCCCGGUCGAUGUGAACGACUUAAAAUUGCAUACUAACUACACAGGAGGAUAUGCCCCUGAUCAUCCGACAAUCAUUGCAUUUUGGAAAGUUGUUAAUGAAUUUAACGACCAGCAAAAAGGACAGUUACUCAAAUUCGUUACGAGCUGCAGUCGACCGCCUUUACUUGGAUUUAAGGAACUUGAUCCACCUUUUUGUAUUCAACAUGCCGGCAGUGUUGAUCGCUUGCCGACUUCCAGUACCUGUAUGAAUCUGUUAAAGCUACCAGAAUUUCCAGAUGAGAAAACUCUACGCGAAAAACUUUUAUAUGCGAUACAAGCUGGUGCAGGUUUCGAAUUGAGUUAAGCUCAAUUUUUUCCUAAUUUUAAGCAAAUUCUUUUAGUUAAAUCGAUGAUACCUGAUUGUAUAUAAAUUGUAAACGUAAUUAACAUUAAGCACGUACUUGAAAACAAACUAUGCAAAAGUUGUCAUAAUUCAUUAAUGGAUAGGUGAUUUGAUGUUAAUUAAGUGCUUUAAAUAUAAUGUGUUUAUUUAUAACAGCGAGUAAGGACAAAACAGAUUUCAUUUGAGCCAUUUUUCGCCCGCCAGAGGGCAGAAUAAUUUGAGAAAUCUUCGUCGGAUCAGGCAAUAAACAUAUAACAUUGUAAGGAGGGGCCAAUUAAUUAGCGGUAACGUCUAUUAAGGAGACAACUACGAGUACAGUGAACAAAUAUGUAUUGUUUGUAAAAAUACGUUACAUUACCCUACAGGAUAUAUACCAACUUAUGUGCAUAUAUGUAUACAUCCAUAUAUACGCACACAUAUAUGCAUAGAUAUAUAUAUAUAUAUACACACACACACACACACAACACAUAUUUCAUUUGUUAUAACUUUUCUGCCCUUGGCCUAUAACUGUAAAUUGUGUAUAUUUUUUGUAUUCCAUCAUAAUUACCGGCAACUAUAUAUCAAUAUUAAAUAUACAUGAGAGAAUAGAAUAUAUGUAUUUAUGAAUUCGUUAA